This is a messenger RNA of Protobothrops mucrosquamatus (brown spotted pit viper), 1838 nucleotides long. RefSeq names its product leucine-rich repeat-containing protein 1. The record is from RefSeq and is a predicted model, not a curated record. Lineage: Eukaryota; Metazoa; Chordata; Lepidosauria; Squamata; Viperidae. Gene Ontology annotation, biological process: neurotransmitter receptor transport postsynaptic membrane to endosome; neurotransmitter receptor transport, endosome to postsynaptic membrane. Gene Ontology annotation, cellular component: adherens junction; postsynaptic density; postsynaptic membrane. The transcript is spliced from 4 exons. Bases 149 to 796 code for a protein of 215 amino acids.
UCUUCUCCAUAUCUGCAAUUUGAUCUUGGGAUUCUGUUUUAAGAUCUCCUAAGAUUGCUGUUUCAGUGAAAUGUUGCACAAACAUUAUCCUAGUUACCAAGUAUCACCUUCACUUGUAGUAAUUUGCUACAGUAUGUAGCGAGUUUACAUGAUUUGCCUAAUAUGUCACACUGCAGCAGUAAUUCACUCUCCUUUUCUUUCUGUAAAACAGAUUGGUGGGUGUUGCAGCUUAAAUGUAUUUUCAGUACGGGACAAUCAGUUAUCUAGGAUUCCACCGGAGAUAUCGCAGGCCACAGAGCUCCAUGUUCUUGAUGUAGCUGGAAACAGGUUGAUACAUCUUCCCAUGUCGCUGACUAGCUUGAAGCUGAAAGCUUUGUGGUUGUCUGAUAACCAGUCUCAGCCUUUGCUUACCUUCCAGACAGACACAGACCCUGAAAUGGGAGAAAAAAUUUUAACAUGUGUUUUACUUCCUCAAUUGCCUUCUGAGCCUAGUUGCCAAGAUAACCUUCCCCGGUGUGGUGCAUUGGAGAACUUGGUAAAUGAAAUGUCAGAUGAAACGUGGAAUGAACGGGCAGUAAACAGAGUCAGUGCAAUUCGCUUCUUAGAUGAUGAAAAAGAUGAAGAAGACAAUGAAAUGCGGACACUCCUAAGGCGAGCCACUCCACACCCUGGGGAAUUAAAGAACAUGAAAAAGACAGUGGAGAAUUUACGGAAUGAUCUGAAUGCUGCUAAAGGACUGGAUUCAAACAAAAAUGAGGUCAAUAAUGCCAAUGACAGAGUGACCACUUCUGUGUAGAGCCUCACAUCCUCCAGGUUGUUGCUCCUGUGUCUUCCCUCCGCUGUCAAAAUAUUACCGUUGCAUCCUGGAAAUGCCAUCUAUUCAACCCUCAUAUGUCUUUGAUCGGCGAUCCAACUCAUCUUGUCCUUGUGUCAUUUCUUGGGAAGGUGCUUCUCAGCGGAAGAAAAGUGCCUGACUUCAUUCCAAGCAUUUGAACACAGCGCAAGUGCACUGAGCAAAGUUCUUUGCUGUCAUGUCUCCCAUUUGUCUGUCAGUGAUUUUCCAUUGUUGUCAUUUCCAUAAAUGUUAAGCUGUUGGUUUCUGGGUUUUUGGAUAAGGGAAAUACACUAUUACAGAACCUCGGUCGGUUUUCUACUAAGAUAUUCUCCUCAAAUCCCUUCAUGGCUGAACUAUUUAUAUGGCUGCUUGACUUAUCAUGAAAAGAACUAGUUAUAUGGAGAAGUUAUACUUUUACUUCCUGGGCAGCUCAGAUGAUGUAAAUUUUAUAAUUUUGUAUAGGAGUUUCAUAACAAAAACAAAAAUGUUUUUAAAAGAAAAAAUUUUAAAAAGUAGAUUUUGUUAUUCCUAUUGGAUUAAUUCCAAAGAUGUACAUGAUUGUCCUAUUGCAUGUGCCUUAAUUGCAGCCUAAAUCAAGCUAAACAGAAAAUGUAGUGAGAUUAGUUAAAACCAGGGUGCCUCUUUCAAUGUGUUAUCUUGCAAAUAAUUAACUUUUACUCUCCUUUACAAAAGUUGUUAAAGGCAUCUUUUUUUCUACUAUUGUGAUGACACGAGAUCCUCAAACUCUGCCUUCCUUAUGAUAUGAUUCAUUGACAAUUGUAAAAAAAAUAUAAGUUUGGCUGCCAAUGCAUUGCAGUCACUAGAAUUUCAGUGCCCAUCUUUAACUAUACCAUCUGUAAACAAGUUUAAAAAAGUGAACAAAAUACACAGCAACUAGUGCCUAUGUUGUGGAAACAAAUGUUAUCUGCUAUACAGACAUGAUAUUCUCAUACGUUUAAAGGUUUUAUAGAUACAUAAGACCUAAUAAAUACCUUAAGAAACA